Messenger RNA from Corythoichthys intestinalis (scribbled pipefish), 6175 nucleotides. It is a transcript of the gene tie1, whose product is annotated as tyrosine kinase with immunoglobulin-like and EGF-like domains 1. The coding region runs from base 251 to 3649 and encodes 1132 amino acids. Gene Ontology annotation, biological process: multicellular organism development; positive regulation of kinase activity; positive regulation of angiogenesis. The transcript has 24 exons. Gene Ontology annotation, molecular function: transmembrane receptor protein tyrosine kinase activity; ATP binding; protein binding. Gene Ontology annotation, cellular component: signaling receptor complex; plasma membrane. NCBI's taxonomy places the organism in Eukaryota, Metazoa, Chordata, Actinopteri, Syngnathiformes, Syngnathidae. The record is from RefSeq and is a predicted model, not a curated record.
GUGGAGUUUAAUCUCCGUUUCUCUGAUUCAAUCUCAGCAGGAGCGCAGUUACCGACAACAUUCAACACCUUUUUCAGGAGAUUAUUGUGUUAGAAACAUUCCACCGAGAUAUGCGCAAAAACGCGCAUCUUUUCCGGUGACGCAUGGACACUGCGCUUGAUGUACGCAACUGUCAACUCUUCCACUAGAUUAAAAACAGGCAGGGACUGUUUACAAACAGUAACCUUUUGUGAAUGAGGAUAUAAACAACAUGAUGAUCCUAUGGAUGUGGGUGUUAUGCAUCGCGGACCUGUCAGAUGCUGUGAUUGACUUGACAAUGAUAUCCACAGCAGAGGUCAUCCAAGUCAAUCACUUCUCCAUCUCAUGUGUUAACGGAGAGCGCAACCCUGCUCAUGUGGAACUGGACAUUAAAAGAGACAACAAAAUCCUCAUAUUCCCAAAGAUGCCAAACUUCAAAUUACAUAAACAAAGAAACAAGAAAAUUGUGGCCCGCGAGUUCAGAGAUUUAGAUAACAUUGGUAUAUUUUACUGUGAAUCCACGCAAGAAGUUCCUCCACUUGAGACCGUUACAAUGAUAAACAAUUUCGGCAGAGCUAACUUUAUCCCAAAUCACCUGACAAUAACUGCUAAUAAAGGAGAAACCGUACAUCUUAGCAUGGUGCUCCUGAGCUCCCAAAAGAGGGAUGUGACAUGGAAGUAUAAUGGAAAUUACUAUUACAUGACUCACUGGAACGACAUGGUCAACCGCACUGCUGUUCUGACAAUAGAGAAUGCAGCUUCUGCCAAUCAAGGCAUCUACAGUGCCAGCUACGUGGGGGACAGUCCUCUUAAUGGGGCCUGGAUGAGGCUCAUUGUCAGAGAUUGCCCAAAUAAGAAAUGGGGUGCUUACUGUGACAAGGACUGUCCAGAAUGCCUCAAUGGUGGCGUGUGUCAUGAUAAGGAUGGAGAUUGUAUCUGCCCUCCUGGAUUUAUGGGAACACGCUGUGAGACAGCCUGCAGAGAGGGAAUGUUUGGCCGAAAUUGCCAAGAAUCAUGCAGCUCUGAUGUGAACUGUAAGGGGUUACGCUUCUGCCUACCAGACCCUUACGGUUGUUCCUGUGGAAGCGGAUGGUAUGGGACUCGAUGUGAAAAGGCCUGCCAUAAUGACAUGUUUGGACCGGACUGCAGGCUGAACUGUAGAUGCCAGAAUGGAGGAGUGUGUAACCGCUUUAGUGGAUGUCAAUGUCCUACAGGAUGGAGGGGACAAAACUGUGAAAAAUCUGAUCGGGCCCCGGAGAUCUUAGACUUGGAUAGCAAUUUGGAAUGGAAUCUCAAUUCAAGCCCAAAGAUUUAUUGUUCAGCCACAGGCAAUCCUCUGCCCAGUCAUAACAGCAUUGAACUCCGAAAGAUGGACAGCACCGUGCUCAAAGCAUCACACACUGUCAUGGAUUCUAAUAAAAGUAUAGCCAUGUUUGAGAUCCCACGUCUGAGUGCUGAACAUGGCGGAUUGUGGGAAUGCAGAGUUUCUACUAUUGGAGGCCAGGAUUCCCGUAAAUUUAAUCUCACGAUCAAAGAACCACCGGUGCCCAUGACUGCUCCCAUACUGCUAGAAAAGAGAAGUAAACAGCUGCUUGUAAUGCCAAUGGACUGCCACAAAGGAGACGGGCCCAUUAUCUCUACCACACUCCUCUACAAGCCUGUAGAGAAUAAAGAUUCCUGGUCGUCCAUAAUUGUGUACAGUGACAAAGAGCCCAUCACACUGAUGAACCUGGAGCCUUCAACACGCUAUCGUGUACGGGUCCAGCUAACUCGUCCUGGUGCAGGAGGAGAGGGGACCCCGGGGCCAGAGGCCAUCAUGGAGACUGAUUGUCCUGAGCCCACAGUUCAGCCUGAGAUUGACAUCAGCUUGGUGGAAGGUCAUAAUGUCACUGUGCAAUGGCAAAUGCCCAGCAGCAGUGGCAUUAAUGUCGACUCAGCCAGUGGCUUUUUAGUGCAGCUCUUCGGGCCGCCGCCACACAAUGAGAAACUCCUGGAGGAGACAACCGUGUUAAAUGUUCUGUCCAAAAAUUUCUACAACAUGGAGUAUCAACAAGACUACACGGUGGUGGUGCGCCUCAUCAACUGUGGCAGCCAGGGGCCACCUUCAAAACCCUACCACAUCCACAUCAACAGCCAGGGCCCGUCACCACCGCGUAAUGUCCAGGCCCUGUCUCUGUCCCUGUCAGCAAUCCAGUUAAAGUGGCAGCCCCCUGAGGAUGUAAAUGGUGGCAUCAUGAAGUAUGUCAUUGAAUACCAGCCAGUGGGCCAGGGAAGUCCGAACCUUUGGCUGGACACAGAUGACGGGAACAAGACCACGAAAGAUGUUACUGCACUCAACGGCAGUACACUCUACCAGUUCAGAGUGAGAGCUUUUUCCAAGGUGCCAGGAGAGUGGAGCAAGUUUGUUCAAGCCAUUACACAAGGGGAUGGCCUGGAAAGUUUAACACCGACCACCCAGGGUGUUGCUCGGAGAUCUUCAGGGGACAACUACCAGCUGUUGGUAGCCGUGGUAGCCUCAGUGACAGUCACAUGUGUGACCAUCCUUCUGGCACUGCUUGCAUUUUUCUUCAUCCGCAAAACUCUACUCAACCGACGUCGUACAUUCACUUACCAAUCUGGAUCAGGUGAGGAGACAAUUCUACAGUUCAACUCGGGAACUCUGACGUUGACCCGAAGGCCUAAGCCUACCCCAGAGCCUCUUACUUAUCCAAUCCUGGAAUGGGAAGACAUUAAGUUUGAGGAUGUCAUCGGUGAGGGCAACUUUGGACAGGUGAUCAAAGCCAUGAUAAAGAAGGAUGGCAACAAGAUGAGCGCAGCCAUAAAAAUGCUGAAAGAGUUUGCUUCAGAAAAUGACCACCGAGACUUUGCAGGGGAGCUGGAAGUGUUGUGUAAAUUAGGCCAACAUCCCAACAUCAUCAACUUGAUUGGCGCUUGUGAGAACAGAGGUUACCUGUAUAUUGCCAUAGAGUAUGCUCCCUAUGGCAACCUUCUUGACUUUUUAAGAAAGAGUCGUGUCUUGGAGACUGACCCUGCCUUUGCCAAGGAGCAUGGCACAGCCUCUACGCUCACCUCCCAGCAGUUACUGCAGUUUUCUGUUGAUGUGGCGACAGGGAUGCACUACCUCAGUGACAAACAGUUUAUUCACAGAGAUUUGGCUGCCAGAAAUGUUCUUGUUGGAGACAACCUGGUUGCAAAGAUAGCAGACUUUGGUCUUUCCCGUGGUGAGGAGGUUUAUGUUAAGAAGACAAUGGGAAGGUUACCUGUUCGCUGGAUGGCGAUUGAGUCCCUCAACUAUAGUGUGUAUACAACCAAAAGUGAUGUGUGGUCAUUCGGAAUUCUGCUGUGGGAGAUUGUAAGCCUUGGUGGCACGCCAUAUUGUGGUAUGACAUGUGCUGAACUUUAUGAGAAACUGCCACAAGGCUACAGGAUGGAGAAGCCCAAAAAUUGUGAUAAUGAAGUGUAUGAGCUGAUGAAACAGUGUUGGAGGGAUCGGCCUUAUGAAAGACCCCCUUUCUCCCAAGUCUCGGUGCAGCUCAAUAGGAUGCAGGAGGCCAGGAAGGCGUAUGUGAACAUGGCGCUUUUCGAGAACUUUACUUACGCUGGAAUAGACGCCACUGCAGAGGAAGCCUGACUACCAGCCCCCCCAGGCCCUGGCAUGCCACAUAACCUCAAAAGGAAGCCCAAAAGAUUGUCCCCACGUUACUGCCACCUCCCCGCUGUUUACCGCAGAGACAGGAGGACCAGGCGCUCAUUCAAAACCACCCAACUAUAGAUGGAGGACUGUGAAAGGACACUGUGUGAACCUACCUGAUUCAUUAGCAGAUGUGCAGAGUGUCCUCAGAUGAAGGAAAUCACAACAAACAGAAUUGAGCAGAGGAAAAUCAUCGGGUUUCUUGUUAUUUGAGUUAUUUGGCUUGCUGUUACACCACAGGGUCUGUGGGGUGCUUAUGCUGACUGUUGGGAGCACAUACAAUGUAGCACUUAACACCAACAUUUAUAUUACACUUUGUGGACUCUAUUAUCAUAGAUAGAGAGAGACUUUACAGGUGGAUCCUGAUUUUCGUGCAAGUGCAAGGCUCAGUAUGCGCCAAGAUGAGCCUUUUGGUGCGGAAGAGAAAUUGCCCUGGAAGAUGCGCUAUUCGGAGUAAAAUUUGGAGACAAAUAAUCUAAACUUACCCCUGCUCAGACUGCGUCUAAAGUAUUGGUGUAAUAGAUCGAUGGCUGAUCUAACACAAAUUUGAAAUGUUUUUAUUUGGCAUAAGCAUACUAAUCUUGAGCUCAACUGACAUAGUUGAGUCGCUAGUGUUAAAACUAAUUAUGCAUUUGAUAAGGGUACCCUCUCAUGUUGUCUAUUGUCAUACAAUGGGCAGAGCAAUGACAAUGCUCCAUGCAAGUGAUUACUGCGAUUACGCAUUGGUCCUCUUACACAGAGAGAAUGGUACCAAGUUUCCAUGGGAGACUGUGAGCCUGCCAUAUUUAAAUGGAAUAAGAGGAGCCGCUUUGAUUGAAUGUGAGUGAAGUUGGCUGUAAACAUCUCCACAGUGACAACCGCCACCCCCAAUCUGACUUGUGGUCGUUGUCAGUGAAAUUACAACCAACUGUGUAACAGGGAGUCGCGCCAAUUGUCGCCACUCAGGAUUUACGCCGUUCACAAAAAUAGUGCCCUAUGCAUAAUCACUGCCAUGUGAACUACUGUAUAGUAUACUGUAUAUAAUAUUAUUUUGAUAUGAAAACUUCCUAUAGCCUAAAUGUUAUGAUUUAGGACGUGCACUAACUUUUGUAUCAAUGUUAAAGGUCAUAACAUUUUUUUAAACGAAUAUUUUUCAGUGUUUUUGAUCUUUUUUUUUUUCUCAAUAAAUUGUAUUUUAGGGUUAGAACCCUCCACACCUUUUAAGUGUUUUUGUUCAUCCAUAAACCUAGCUUUUGUGUUGUUGUAUUUGUAAUUUGCUCCUUUGCGUAAUGCAACACAUCUUUUUACCUCUAUCUCGCUCUUUGAGAUAUGUACAUCGGCUGCCUUUUGAUACAUAAACCACUAUAAAUAUCUUAUUUAGUUAUGUUUUUCCAUAAUGUCUUUAUGUUCUACCUAUAGAGUAUUUGUUUUAGUUUCUCUCCAUCUUUUUUGGAUCUGCUAUGCAACCCUAGUCCUAUCAAAUUAAAGUACGUAGUAGUUUAGUAUGUAGUAGUAUUGUUAUAGUACUGUAUGAGAUUAUUUUUUGCUUUUUUUUUUUUUUUUUUUAACCCAAACAUUAAGAGCAACGAUUACAGCAACUGGGGCCAAGAGUUCUAAUCUUCUCUAAAGCCCAAGAUGAUGUGACAUUUGGUUUCCUUUCUUCAUAAACAAACUACAAUGUCGGAAAUGUCUGUCAGGCAUGGCCUUCCGAUACCUUCCCUAAAGACUACUGCUCAGCUAGAAGAAGGGAACAAUAAUGUUAAUUUUUUACAAAUUGCACUCCUGUGCAAAGAUGGUUUUAUGGUCGCAAAGAAGUAUAUUUUUCCAUUUAGCAAACAAGCAGAGUGUGGAAAAAGUUGAAUUGAAAAGUGGAUUCCCAAGAAACGGCAGACCAUGGGUUUCCAACUGUCCAUCACCAGCCUUUAGUCAGAUUGAAUGUGAUAAAGUUAAGAUUUCGAGACUGCAUUAAAAUUCCUUGUGGGAAAAUGGUCAACACAAAAAGACUAUGGCACCAAGUAACACAGCCAUUUUUCACAAGACAUCCAUUUUGAUGCUUUUUCAAGGGCCACUGUUAGGAUUUGUUUGUUUCCUCUUAGUGUGGCUUAUCCCCGUGGCUACCCAUUGAUUUCAUCUGAUGUGCCUGCUCCUUGUGUGUCCACCAACCUGUUUCCUCUUGUGUCACCCAUCUGUGCCUCAUUGUCCCGUUAGCCCUUGUCUGUGUAUAUAAAUUCCCUGUUGUUGUUAAGUGCAUUGUCCAUGUCAGCGUUUGAGUCCCUCGUGUUCCUGUGCCCUCGUCCUCCCGUGUUUACGCUCCCUAAGUUUUUGAUACCCAUCAUUUUGUUAGUACCCCGAGUUUUGUUUGCCUCUGUGUUUUUGGAUUUCUGCAGUCUUUGGUUUGUACUUUGUUUGUUGGCUUUGAUUAAACCAAGCCUAUCUGUCUUGUCUCCAUUUCCCUUCAUUUGGGUCCACACCACCCGCCCGCCCGAG